CAAUGUCCCAUUCUACGGCUAGAACCCUAAAAAACAGAGUACCUAGGUUAGGGUUCCGCCAUGGUGCGAGAGCAGUCUCAUGGGAAGCCGCCAAGGGCGGAUGGGGAAGAAUUGGAAUCAGCUAUCAGGGCUGGGAAGCGGCAAAGGGCGGAUGGGCCUGAGCGAUCGAUUCAGCAGCAGAUUGAGGAAGUGGAAUCGGAGAUCAGGGCCGUGCAACAAGCGAUUGAGCUGGUUGAGCAGAAGGUGGAGCGCGCUGACCAGAAGGUGGAUUCCACGCAGGGUGAGCUUCAGAAGCACUGGAUGGAGAAGGAGAAGCAGCUCCGUGAUGAGAAGAAGCAGCUCCGUGAUGAGGAGAAGCAGCUCCGUCAGCAGCUCAUUCCCUUUAGUGGAGUUGAUUGGUCAAACGCCCGUGAUCGGAUUGCCAAGCUGAAGGAGCUCUUUGGACCUCGUCUUAAGCAUGCCCGCAUGUACAGAAAAUGCCUUGAAAGGGAUUCAUUAUCUUCUUUGCCAACUGGCUUGUCUCUGAAGGACAUCGGGCAGCAGUUUCCCAUUGUUGGACGAGAGAAGACUGUGGAUGCAUUGCUCAGGGGUAACUGGCUGUUGUACAAGCAAUUCAUGAGCAAUCAACACACAGACUGGGAUGUGUUUAGGCGCCUCCACCAUAUAAUGGGUGUGGUUGGAUUCCCGGGUGCGGGAAAAACAUCAUUUGGCAAGGCACUCCCACAAAUACUCAUUGAGAUGAGAAGGCAACAGAGUGAUCCAGGGCUAAGGAUUCAACAACUUGCCUCGCUUUUCGAUACAUCAAUCGAUGAGGUGCGACCGUGGGAUGCCAUGAUGAGCACCGUUGAACAUCUCGACGUGGUCAUGUACCAUGAUUUUAUUUCAACUUUCAUUGGCGAGGCCGGGCUGGGUGAUGCUCAGGUUUUGGCCCUGAGGACUUUGCAUGCAGCUGUUUCUAGAGCAGAUGGCCAAGAUAACAUCAGAAAAGAUACUGGGACUUGGACGUGUUUUUUUUACCAAGAGCUUGUCGCUGUUGUUGAUGCCAAAGCACCUGAUUUGAAGAAGUUCCUCCUGUUUGAUGACGUGAUAGCUUUGUUGCGAGAAGUCUGCGAGCUCGGAGACCAAAACAUUUUCCUGUCGUUCUUCUUUGAUGAGAUUGGGAGGAACAACGUCCUUGUUCAGAAAGUGUUUCGGGAGUUCAUAGUUUGGAAGUACAGCAACGUGGGUGGCAAAACGUUUGUCACUAUGCUCGGAGCGACCAACCUUUUCACAGCGGCAUCUUUGAGAGAGAGCGGUGACACUGGAUCAUCUGAAGUGAUUUAUAUUCCUGUCAACCCUCUCAGCAGCAGCGAUCGGGAGAAGCUGGUGUUGCAAGUCUUUAACAAGGUGCUGAGGACUUCAAACCGUGAAGAACUUCACGCUUUAAAUGAUGGCAUGCAGCUGUUGUGCAAGCUGAGCGGAGGGAAUCCGAGGUUGAUUACCUUCAUGGUUCAGGCUUUGGCUUCAGAUGACCCAGACAUGGCCCUUGACAUUGACAACCUUGCGCUGAGAAUUCAGGAGCCCUUCCUGAGAGACAAAGUAAGGCGGAUUCUGGAUCGUGUGUGGAGCCUAUGCAGAAGAUUCGAGUAUUACAAUGGCUUUGCCGGGGAUGAGAGAUUUUCUUAUUUCUUACGAGCAAUUCAAGCAUCGAUGCUUCGUGAGCAUGUCUCAAGGAAUGGACCGGUUCUGCUGCAGGCCUUUCCAAGAGAGAAUGUUUUGACAUGGGAAGCUCUGGAGAGUUGUGGAGUAGUGGCUGUGGUUCUUGACGAAGAAAAGGCUCUGGUGGAGUUUUCACCUGUGUUACUGCAUAAGCUAACACUCCAGCGGGAGGACCUUUUUGGCUCUACAACUUUUGAUUUGACAACAAUGUCAACGGAUGAUUGGAAGCAGAAGGAAGACAACGAUUUGGUGUCUCUGAUCUUCAGCAUCUACAUUCAUAAGUUACUAUCGGGGGGUUCAGACACCUUCAUGCUGGCGGACGUGUUGCCUUGCGAUUGGUACAUCCCUGACAAUCUGAAGAACCGAAAGUUCAGGUUCCCCACUUUUCCAGUUUCAAUCAAGCAACUGAGUCCAGGCUCAAAGGAGGAGGUUCAAAGGUCAGGGACUUGGGCCAUGUGUGGACCUCGGAACAGCGGGGCUGAUACCUUCCUGAUACUCGAGGAAGUAAAAGGCAUUGAUUUGGAGCCAUUUCUUUUGUACAUCCAAAGCAAGUGCUCUGGAGACCCUCUUAAGCCAGCCAUUGCGGAUUGGUCGGAAGUCGUUCGAAAUGUUAAGAGUGACGUCCGAAGACUGAUUGCUAUCAAGGACAAUGAGCAGCCUGGCGAUGAAAAGUAUGCUCGAACGAACUUUGGAUACGUAUUUUUCUCGGACAAGGACAAUUCAUCAGCUCUCUCAUAUCAAAAGUCUAAUCCGAUGGAUAUAUACGCCUCGAGUGUUAUUAUCGGCUCCAAUUUUGGUAUGAUCGAGCAGAUUGCAGCUGUAAGGCAUACCAAAAAGUGUACGAGAGAGAUGUGAUCACCAGUAUUUAGUGGUAAAGGAGGCUUUCCAGGUGACUGGAUUCUCUAUUGGUGACAGUAAGGGAAACGGCAUAGAUAAUGUGUUGACGUUGAGUGCACAACAAUCCAUAUUUAAGUUUAUUUAAGAAAUUUAGUUUAAAAAGUCAUAAUUAUUAUUAUUUCAGUUAUUUUAAAUUCAUGUAUAGUCAUAUAUAGUAAAUCCAUAUAUAUGUAUUUAGCCUGA
Selaginella moellendorffii is the source of this 2778-nucleotide messenger RNA. RefSeq lists its product as uncharacterized. The transcript has 5 exons. NCBI's taxonomy places the organism in Eukaryota, Viridiplantae, Streptophyta, Lycopodiopsida, Selaginellales, Selaginellaceae. The record is from RefSeq and is a predicted model, not a curated record. The coding region runs from base 61 to 2553 and encodes 830 amino acids.